Molecule: messenger RNA, 3569 nt
Organism: Felis catus (domestic cat)
Lineage: Eukaryota; Metazoa; Chordata; Mammalia; Carnivora; Felidae
Product: olfactory receptor 12D2-like
Exons: 4
Coding region: 2052-3002 (316 amino acids)
Biological process (GO): G protein-coupled receptor signaling pathway
Cellular component (GO): membrane
Molecular function (GO): G protein-coupled receptor activity; olfactory receptor activity
Source: RefSeq, a predicted model, not a curated record
CCUUACAGCAGGCUCGGGGCACUGGCAGCAGCAGGGACCAGCAAAUGUCCCUGGGUGCAGCCAGCAUUCAGCCAUUGCUUGGUGAGAGCCUCCCACGGAGGGGCUGAACGGGUCCAAGCCAGAGUCCUUAAGAAGUAAGGUGCAGAGGAGGAGCCAAGAUGGCAGAACAGCAUGGAAGCUUUUUGUGUGUCUCUUUUGUGUGAAGCUUUUUGUGUGUCCCACGAAGAGCUGAACGUGGGGAACAAGAAGCCAUGAAAGAUAAGAAUUUAAAAAAUUCAGAGCUCCUCGUUCAAAGUUACUGAGACUUUCAAGAUGGUGAAACAGAGCAUCAAAUCAGGCACAGAGCCCAUGGUGACUGCAGCAUGUCUAUGAAGCUUCCAUACAAUCAAAGAAUGUUCAAGACUAUUUCAUUUUGACUUGAAAAUAAUUUCUAAACAAGACCUCAGAGAGACAACACAUAACGAGGAAAAUCGUUCCUCGUUACUUCAUCAAAAUGCCGGAUUUCUUGACAUCUGUAGGAACUUCAGAUAAAGUUGAUGUGGGUGGUAUUUUGAAAGAAAUUAGACCACACUGCAGUUAGCUGAAGAACUGGAGUCUUGGUUUAAAUCCCAGCUUCACAAUUGAUUGUAACACAGGCACAUUUAACGGCAGUGAAAUUUACUGACAGUAGACCCUGAGCAUUCUCUCCACACACAAGCAUCAACAUGUGAAACAAUGGAUGAGUUCAUUGCCUUCAUGGUGGUGGUCAUACGACAAUACAGGGAAGCCAAAUCAUCACAUGCACACUUGACACAUAUACAGAUAUACUUGUCGAUGAUUCCUCAACAACAUGGGGAAACAGCAAAACUACUUAAAUCAUUUGAGCCCCCAUUUUCUUAUAAUGAGAGAUGAUUUUACUACUUCUCUUGCUGGGUGUUUGUAAGAAAAAAAAUGAGCUAACACCUGUAAGGAACUCAGAAUAAGAACUAAUACAAUAAGCGCACAAUAAAAGUUAUUUCCCUUCUAUUUAUAGCAUAUAUGUGAACAAGGAAUUUAAAUGUGAUAAAUCUACAAUGAAUUCCUGCAAAGCAACAAUAAUGGAUCUCAACACAAAGAUGGACAGGGUACGUGGUGUUUAUAAUUGUUAUAAGAAAAUUUGCAUAGAUGGCAUUGUAUAUAUUCUUUGGAUGAGGCUCACAGAAUAUUUUCACCUAAAGGAUUCAGAAAGAAGUAGGGAUACACAUGGGAGAGACCAGCCUCAUUCCUUAGAGAGAUAUGUGACCUUUGGAAUCCCGAUUUUAAAGAAACUAAUUUAGUGCUAACACCAACAGUGAAGAAUUGGGUUUAGAAUAAACAGAAGCAAUCACACUUUUCCUCAUUCCUCUGUUUUCCAUAGAAUCAGAGUAAUAAAUACGUAGAAUUUUAAAGGAUAUCAUCAUUCUAUAUGGAUCAAUGGAACAUAACCGGCCCCCAUUCCUUAAUAAAAUUUGCCAGAUUUCUUUCAUUUUAUACAAAGUUUUUCAGGGAAGUGCCCAUGAUGACAAAGGAAGAAACAGUAAUUGAACUAAGAAAACAGAGGAGGCCCCUGACAAUUGUCCUGUCCAUGACGCUGCAAAUAAGGAAGAAACAUAGAAAAGAAAAUUUUAGGCUGGGGAGGGGGAGGGGGAACACUGGAACUCAAGAUAGUAACACCCAAGAGGAACUGUCUUGAAUUGCAUGUAUGGGAAAAUACCCUGUUUAUUCUCACAGCGAUCCUGCUCACACCCAGGGGACACUCUCUCCGUGUUUAUAUGUCUAAGGUCUGUGGCUCCUGAGAGGCAGGAAGAAUGUCAGAAGGAGACAAAGACGUUUCUGAACAUGAAGAGCUCAUGCUGCAAUCCCAAUAUGAACAGUCACUUCAAAUAUCUUCCUGCCAUUUUCAGGUGUUGGGAGUGUAAACCUGCAAAGCUGGGCAGGCUGUGAAUCCGACAAUCAGGAGAGGUAGGAUUAACAGUGUGAAAACAUACUGUCAAAGAAAGCUAGUCUGACCUGCAUGAAGCCAGCCUUUUACAGAGGUACAGCACAGAUCAGCGAUGCUGAAUCAAACCUCAGUCACUGCAUUUCUCCUCCUGGGAGUCACAGACAUCCAAGCACUGCAGCCUUAUCUCUUCGUGGUUUUCCUUGCAAUUUACAUGGUCAGUGUGGUUGGCAAUGGAGCAGUCCUCCUGGUUGUCGUCUCUGAUCCAAGACUCCAUUUACCCAUGUAUUUCUUCCUGGGAAAUCUGUCGUGUCUAGAUAUCUGCUACUCCACGGUGACACUGCCAAAGAUGCUGGAGAACUUCUUCUCUACACGCAAGGCAAUUUCCUUCUUGGGAUGCAUAAGCCAGCUUCACUUCUUCCACUUCCUGGGCAGCACGGAGGCCAUGCUGUUGGCCGUGAUGGCCUUUGACCGCUUUGUGGCCAUCUGCAGGCCACUGCAUUACUCUGUCAUCAUGAAUUACCAGCUCUGCACCCGGAUGGCUGUCACAGUCUGGACCAUUGGUUUUUUCCAUGCCCUGUUGCACUCCAUGAUGACCUCCCGCUUGAACUUCUGUGGUUCUCAUCAGAUCCAUCACUUCUUCUGUGAUGUCAAGCCUUUGCUGGAGUUGGCCUGCGGGAACACGGAGCUCAACCAGUGGCUUCUCAACACGGUUACCGGGACCAUUGCCAUGGGCCCCUUCUUCCUAACACUUCUUUCCUACUUCACCAUAAUCAUCUCUCUUUUCUCCAAGACCCACUCCUGUAGUGCGCUCCGCAAAGCACUGUCCACGUGUGCCUCUCACUUCAUGGUGGUCAUUGUUUUCUAUGCUCCUGUUACCUUCAUUUACAUAUCUCCUACCUCAGGCAGCUCCAUGCAGGACCAGGUCGCCGCUAUCAUGUACACUGUGGUCACUCCUAUGCUGAACCCACUGAUCUAUACACUGAGGAACAAGGACGUGAAGGCUGCCUUGAGUAGGGUCUUCAGAAGGAGGGACGACCUGAGCAAAUUCAGAGCACACUUCUAAGAAAGGAAUCAACAGGAGAUGAUAAAGUUGGUGUGUGAGGUUAGACUGCUUCUCAGAUCAUGUACAAUAUGUGUAAUAGGUGGAGCUGUCCAAAGAUAAAUGAGAAAGUCCAGCCUGAUUGUGUUAAAUAAAGCAUUCCUAGGUACCAUAAUGGAAACAUGAACCCAUGGGACACCAGCCAUAGAAUCCUAAUGUUCAAUUUGUGUUCAGGAUAUGAGUUCAUAAAAAUGAUUUUUAAUGUAUUUUUAGGGAUUCUCUAAUGACAUCAGGGAUAGAAAUAUGCCUAUAUACUCAUAUAUUAGGUACAUGAAUACUACUUAUGGCUCUUUGUGUGGCCCAUCUACUUAACAUAUUUUAUGUGAGUAAAAAAAAAAUUCUUAUAUUGUUACAUUUUGAGGAUGAAUUUUGAGCCACAUUUACUGAAUAGGAUAAGAAAUGGUAAUUCUCAGGGGCACCUGGGUGGCUCAGUCGGUUAAGCCUCCGACUUCGGAUCUGGUCAUGAUCUCACAGUUUGUGAGUUCAAGCCCUGCGUCAGGCUCUGUGCUAACAGCUCAGAGCCUGGAGCCU